This is a messenger RNA of Paralichthys olivaceus (Japanese flounder), 4014 nucleotides long. RefSeq names its product cytospin-A. The record is from RefSeq and is a predicted model, not a curated record. Gene Ontology annotation, molecular function: protein binding. Gene Ontology annotation, cellular component: microtubule organizing center; filamentous actin. Gene Ontology annotation, biological process: actin cytoskeleton organization. Lineage: Eukaryota; Metazoa; Chordata; Actinopteri; Pleuronectiformes; Paralichthyidae.
CAGUGGAAGCAGCAGCAGCAGCAGCAGCAGCAGCACAGGUCUGUUCCGGCUGCUCCUCUCCCUCUCCCCAGUGGAGAGGCAGCACUGUGCGCUCGGCUGAGCUGCGCCGGAGGAAGCAAAGCGUGGAGAAGAAGAGUUCACCGAACUCACAGCGGAUCGUUUGGAUCUUUACUUGUCUUCUUCCAGCGUGCCACUUUGGUGUGGACAGAGAGAAAGAAGCAACAAACACCCGCAGGGCUUCACCUGGGGCCCAAACCCCAUCACUGUAGCAGUAUGGGCAACUUCUCCAGCAAGGAUGGCCAUGGACCCACAGGGUCCCAUGUGGAGAGUUUCCACACUCCUCCUGCUUCCCCACAAAGUGACGUUCCUCCUGUCAUUCCCGCCGUCCCCCAACUCCUCAACGCCUCCACGCCUCACUCUCCCCUCGCUGCCCCACUGUCACCUCCACCUCCAGUCCCAGUCAUCACAUCAAUUGGGAAGAAAUCACAGCCCCCCUCCACCACCACGCCGACCACUCCCAGCAAAUUCAUCCCCGCUCCUAAUUGGAAGCCUCCCCCACCGGUCGGCUCAAACAGCUCAGCCACUGGCCCUGGAGUCAGCCUGGUGCACAACAACAAGCCUGGAGCUGCUGUGGUUAAAGCACCAGCUGCUGUGGGAAGGAACGGGGGUCCUCCCACCUCUACGCCUCGGACUCCCGGCUCCCAGGGGAAGACUGUGCUUUUCAGCCCGACAAAAAAUCCCUCUUCUGUGUGUGGUGCCUCACCUGUGGUGGGCAGUUCCUCAGGACUGACCUGGAGGGAAAGGGACAGUGGUCUGAGUCAGUCUUUUCUGCUGGGUCAUGAAUCUGGGGACGGCCAGGCUGAGGAACUGAGGAAGUUGCUGGAGGAGUGUCGGACAUCACUGGGUAUCACUGACAGUAACAAUCGGGCCACGGACACAGAAGAGAUACUGAGACAGCUCCUGGCAGAGGUGAAGACUUUGAAGAGCACUUUGGAGACAGAGCGUGGGGAGUGGCUGCAGUUCCAGGCUGACCUCCAGGUGGCGGUGUCAGUAGCAGACCGCCUGAGAGCCGAGGCAGAGGAAGAGCUGACGGCUCUCCGAACAACGCAAAAAGAUGUGGAGAGGGAGCUGGCUGCUGCCCAGCAGAGGCAGAAGGAGGCUGAUAUGCAAAUUGUGACCCUGAGGGGGGAGCUGAAGGAGAGCAGGCAGAGACUGGCAACUCUCAAUCAGGCUGAAGGUAAAACUGACGCCCGGGCUCCGGGUCAGGCCCCAGAGAGGCCCAACGCGGAACCAACCGUCACUUUUGAGAGCAGAGAAGGAACCCAGAGGGGAACGGAGAGGACGUCGUACAGGCUGGGACGAGAAGGGAUGGAGAGACGCAGCGAGAAGGACCUGACGAAGAAUGUUGUAAGCGAGGAGGCGAGGACGGACUGUAAGGGCGUGGCUAAACGAUACCUGAGGAAUGUAACCAAUGAGGAUAAAAGGGGAGAGGAGGCGCGAUCCACUGAGACAGGACGGACGAUAACCACAGAAAGAUCAAGAAGCCUCUCCAGAUUACCUGCCUCGUCAGACCUCUCCAUGCAGAAUGGCACAUCGCAGUCCAAUACCGCCACAACAGUGGGACCCGCAAAAAUGAACUCGGGGCAAAUAAGAAGCCGAAAAAAUCUGGAUUGGCAAGACAGCAAGUCAAGCACUGACAUAGGGAAACGUGAGGAGUCUCUAAACAAGUACAACUCUGCCCUCACUGAGUUACCUCCCACCAAGUCCCAGGAUGGUUUCAACCUGCUGCUGCGUCGCCACGGAGGCUCCAAAAGAAACUCGCUGCUCCGCUGGUGUCAGAGCAGAACCCAGGGCUACAAGAAUAUUGACAUCACCAACUUCAGCAGCAGUUGGGCCGACGGCCUCGCCUUCUGUGCCGUCUACCACACCUACCUCCCCUCACACAUCCCCUACAGCAGCCUCACACCAGAGAACAAGAGGGAGAACCUCAGUCUGGCAUUCAAAACAGGAGAGACUGUUGGGAUUGCACAAACCCUGACCGUAGAGGAGAUGCUGAGAGCAGGGGGUCCUGACUGGCAGAGGGUGCUGAGCUACGUGGAGAGCAUGUACCGUCACUUUGAGAUGUGACCGCUGACAGAGGUACUGACGGGACACAGCAAAGGAAACUCAUCACGUUGUUAUGACGAUGUCUCCAUUAUUCCUACACUAUGUCUUUGGUGGGUGUCAGGAAACUGGUGAAACAGCUCUGCAUGAAAAAAAAGUCAUUCAAAGCUGCAAUCUGCAACUUUUUGACGUGAAAUAUGAUUUUGUUUAAGAUGCAGUGCAGGAUUUCUUAGAAACACCAAUAACUAUGAUAAAAAGCCAUCGCAACCAAAGGACGUAAACACUGACGUCAGCUUUUCCCACUCGGGUCGUUUCAUUUUUGAAUGUGACUUUACAAAGGCUGGCUCAGGCGAGAAUGAGGGUGUAGGAGAAUCUAGCACAUUGGAUUUCAAAUAUUUACUGAAUAAGUGACUUUACGUACAAUAUGAACAUUUCACAGUUAAGCUGAUGUGUUAGUAACACAUGAGGAAAAUCCUUGUUUUGUCAGUAAAUUGGGAAAAUGAUAUGUGGUAUAUAGAUACCUGAUAAAAGCUUGAUCCUGAUCAACAUAAUAGUUAAAACAUUUAAAUUACUUAAAUAUUAAUUUUGUUCCCUUUGGUUCCUUUGCUGUCAUAUGGAAAUGCUCCCUGACCAUAAACUAAAGAUGGACGACAUGACUGCUCCCCCAUAAGUGAAUCCAAAAGAUCUCUAUCAUCAGUUGGUGACUUCCUGAAGUAUCGGUAAAAAAUCUUUCAUGUUAGGGGAUGGGACAUGAACCAAAACUAAAAAGUCCCGUAAAACUUUUCCCAAAGAUCAUGUCUAUUUAAAGAGGUGCAACUUCGUGAUUGACAGCUGAGACUGACAUGUCGAGCGCAUUUAUCAAAAGGACCUCACUAUUGCAGUGCCACCCCCUGAUCACUAUUGUACAGACUCUGACUCCAAAUGUUUAAAAUGGUGGCCUUCCUGUCUGGGAUAUUUUCCCCUAUUUUAUGGAUAAUGGGAGGAAGUGGAGACCUGUCGUCCAUCUUUAUGAUGUCUAUGUCUCUGACCAGGUCGAGGCAGUGGAAGUGACAUCGACUCCACAGUCAAUUUUUCAAUAUUUGUUGUUGUUUACCUGCCUGUAUGUUUCAUCUCCUUAAUCAGCUGACAUUUCCCACACGUGCGCAGUUUAUCCAUUUGAGUGAAACGUUUUGAGAUGAGCAUAAUGCAAAGAGUUGCAUAUUGCAGCUUUCAAGAUAAAGCUUCUCAUUGACCACCAUUAUAGAAAAUAUGUGGAUCUUUUUUGAUAGUAGCUCUUGGAGAAAGGUUGUGUAAAGAGAACGAGGUGCUGUAAACGUCUCCACACUGGCAGAAACUUUAUCACAUUGUGACUUUCAUCAGAUAUGUUCAACCUUGCCUUUUUACCCUUGUAUGUGACUCUUUUUUCCUGGACCUUUUUAGCACUCUGUAAAUAUGCACUUUGUCCGCACUUUUUUUUUUUGUUGGUGUAAGAAUGUAAUGUACAGUACAGAUCUGUGUGAAAAGCAUUCAGUGUCAAGGCUGCAGACCAGUCUGUAUUUUCUUUGUGAAUGGCAGGAAAACACUGUGAGUGUUUGGCAGUGAUCGAAAUCGAAUAAAUAAUAUCAUGCCUCCGUGUUAUCACAAGCGUGCCAAUGAUGCAUUGGUGCUCAGGGAUGUGCAUGACAGGAGUGACACAUAGCAAAAAAAAAUACACACACAGGCAGAGUUUUCAUUUCACUUUACAGCUGCAUCCGCCAAACGUCUUAUUUCAUCAGUGCUGAGAAACUAAACACCAGGUACUGUCAUGACAUGUUUAAUGCCGUGUGUGUUGCCAAAGUCGUACGUGCCAAAAUACACCAUCUAUUGUAAAACAUGUUUAUAUGUAACUAGUGUGAAAAAAGAAACAUGAUACCAAAGAAAUAAAGUAUUAAU